This is a messenger RNA of Leptonychotes weddellii (Weddell seal), 5242 nucleotides long. Lineage: Eukaryota; Metazoa; Chordata; Mammalia; Carnivora; Phocidae. The record is from RefSeq and is a predicted model, not a curated record.
GGACCCCGGGAUCAUGACCUGAGACGAAGGCAGACGCUUAACCGACUGAGCCACCCAGGUGCCCCCAGAACUGUAGUAUUUUAUCUCUAACUGCCUACUAGACAUUUUCUCUUAUUCCUGACUGCAUUAACUUAAACACAAUCUAAAGUCAAACCCUUCUUUCCACAUGGAGACGGUCUUUUUUGUUGUGUAUAGGUGAUGUGGGUAUAGAUAUAGAAUAAAUAAGCAACAUUUGCUUCAGUUAUCAAAUACUUAGAAACACUUUGAUAUCUGAGCUAAAAGUUACAGAUUCUGUUAUCAGAAUUCUGAGCAGAAUAUUUGCUGCUUCAUGCCAUGCUUUUUUUUUUUAAACUUGAAAACUAUUUCAUUUGACAUGGAGGACCUCAACUAAAGCGUCCAAAGGAGGGGAAUAGACUAUUAAUGCCCAGCAGGAAUUCAGGAACACAGUAAAUGCCUUUCUUUUAUCUGUUCUGUAUCUUCCUGUUCAUAGGUUCUCACAUGGAAUCCCAAGAGGACAGCUGUUGGUUUGUCAUAUUUUACAGGCCUAGUGCCUUUUAAUAAACUGGUUAUGUGUUAUAUGUUGAUGCUAGGACACAAAAUUGGCACUCAUUAAGUAGCUCUUAAGUAAAUAAAUCAAAAGAAGUACAAGAUAUAAGAUACAUGGUCCCUGCUAGUAAGAGUUUAUAAAUGAAGUAGGGAUGAUAAUUCCUGAAGCCAGUUAAAUAAAAAUCUAUAAACUCCAUUAUAUAGUGACAUGUCAGGAUAAGAGGAACAAAUAAUAAAUUGUGUAGACAUUCAGUAAGUGGAGGAAAAGGCUUUUGGAGUUGACGGGCUUGAGCUAGCCCUUGUAUGUGUGCUACUAGAAGAUUUCUGGUCUGAAGACGUAUAAAAACUUCCCCUUUGAUACUAUAAUAGUUCUGCCCCCCUCAGGAUCAGACUGCUUCUUGCUUUUGCUUUAAAAGAGAUUAGAUUCUAGCAGUCCAUUAUGUAAGCCAAGAAAGACCAUUUUUAUGUGAAGGUGCACUUUCAUUGAACUUGGCUCUCUCUAUCGUAUUAUAGUUAGUUGUUUAUAUCUGUCUCUACAUAGUUUCCAUAUGGGAGGCACCCCGUAGAUGUUUGUUGAAUAAACAAGAGUGUAAGCUCCUAAUGGGUAAGAAUGUGUUAUUUUUUGUUUCCUCAUGUUCACUGAAGCGAAUUGAGAUUGGUGAAGUUUCUUGAGAUUGGUUCUUGGAAAAUCAGUCCUCACUGAUUCUGUUGCUGCAGUUUAGCUCACCACACAACAGGUGCUUGAGUAUUCACCUUCCUCCAGGCCAGCGAAGUUAUAUUUUGAUGACUUCCCUUUUGACCUGGUCUAGUACUUGUAGACCAGGUCGAAUACAAAGAUUGAUCUAUAGGCAACAGCUGAAGAGUGAAAAUGAUCACUUCUGUGAAGACAGGAUUUCCAAUUUCCAAGCCUGAUGGGAUCUCCCAGCGGGAACAAGAUCUACAGGUCUUUGAUCUGGAAACUAAGAAUAGAGAAGUCUUAAGAGAUGACUGCUCAGAUGGAGAGACAAGAGAAGAGAACAAGCUGUUGAUUCCUAAGCAGGAAAUUUUGGAAGAAGUACAUUCAUACAAAGUGAGAGUAGGAAGACUCAAAAAGGAUAUUGCCCAAGUUCCUGGGACUAGAGAAGUGUCUAAACCUGAGGACAGAUUAGAAAGGCUUCAGGAAAUCCUAAGGAAAUUUCUCUUCCUGGAGAGAGAGUUUAGGCAGAUAACAAUCAGCAAGAAAGCCUUCACCAGUGACAGUGAAUGUAAUGAACCUGAAAAAAGCUUCAGUCCGGACUCUACCCUUGAUACAGAUCAGAGAGUUCUUAGAAUACAGAAUAUUGAUGAUACUGAUAAGUAUGACAUGGGUAUGAACCAGAAUUCAGCUGCUGGUAAACAAGAACAAAUAAAUCUCAUACAGGAUGUUCAGAGUAGUGAAUAUAAGGAAAGCUUAAUGGAUCUCUCCCACCUUAGUAAAUGUGACAGCAUUCCUGCCACAGAGAAAUCCUAUAAAUGUGAUGCAUGUGAGAAAGUCUUCCAUCAGAGCUCUGCCCUUUCUAGACAUCAGAGAAUUCAUACUAGAGAGAAACCCUACAAAUGUAAAGAAUGUGAAAAAUCUUUCAGUCAGAGUUCAAGUCUUAGUCGACAUAAAAGAAUACACAGUAGAGAAAAACCCUAUAAAUGUGAAGCAUCUGAUAAAUCCUGUGAAGCAUCUGAUAAAUCCUGUAGUCAGAGCUCAGACAUAACUCCACAUAAGAGGAUUCACACUAGAGCAAAGUCUUAUAAAUGUAGUAAUUGUGAAAGGGUUUUCAGUCGCAGUGUACAUCUUACUCAACAUCAGAAGAUUCACAGAGAGAUGCCCUGUAAGUGUACUGUAUGUGGCAGUGACUUCCAUCAUACCUCACACCUUGCCGAACAUCAGAAAGUCCACUGUGAAGAGAAAGCCUAUGAAUACAAUGAUUGUGGGUUGACCUUUAUGAAACAUCAAGGAAUUCAUCUCAGAGAAAAGCCCUAUACGUGUAAUGAAUGUGGAAAGGACUUCAGAUUGAAUUCCCAUCUUAUUCAGCAUCAAAGAAUUCACACAGGAGAGAAACCACAUGAAUGUAAUGAGUGUGGAAAAGCUUUUGGUCAAACUUCAUGCCUUAUUCAGCAUCACAAAAUUCAUGGGAAAGAGAAGUCCUAUGAGUGUAAUGAUUAUGAGGAAAGUUUCAAUCAUAGCUCAGAUCUUGUUCUUCAGCAAGAAGUCCUCACCAGAGAAAAAGCCUUUGAUUGUGAUGCAUGGGAAAAGAACCUCAGUCAGACAGCACACCUUGGUCAACAUCAAAGAAUUCAUACCAAAGAGAAACCUUAUGAAUGUGACGAACGUGGGGAGACAUUUAGUCAAAUUCAGACCUCAUUCAACAUCUGAGAGUUCACACCAGGGAGAAAUUAUAUAUGUACUGAAGGUGGUGAAGCCUUCAGUCAUAGCUCAACCUUAUUCAGCAUCAGAGAAUCUACACCAGAGAGAAACUCUCUGAAUGUGAUGAAUGUAGGAAAACUAUUUGUCAGUGUUAAACUUCAUCGACAUCUGCGAACCCAUACCAAUGAGAAAAUCUAUGAAUACAUUGAAUGUGGUAAAUGCUUCAUGCUAUUUUCAUACCUUAGUCACCAUUGGAGAAUUCUUACUGGAAUAAAAUUCCAUCACUGUAAUAAAUGUGAAAUAGCCUUCAGUCAAAGAAACUACCUUGUUCAGCAUCAAAUUCAUUCCAUGCAGAAAGCCUAUGAAUGUAAUAAGCAUGUAUACGCAUGGGAGGAUUCAGUCAUAUUCCACCCCUUUUUCAACGUCAAAGAAUCCGUGCCCAGGAGAAGCCAUUCAAGUGUAGCAAAGGUGACAAAUCUUUCAGUGGGAGUUCAAGUCUUUUUCAUCAUUAGAAUCUCCACACCAGACCAGAAUCUGAUACAAUGCAAAUGGAAAAAAUGUACCUCUACAUUUCAGGCUUUACUCAACAUCAAAAUACUGGAGAGAAAUUUUUAUAUAAAAUUGUUAGCCCUGAUUUUUUCAUUGCAGAAGAAGAUAGUCUGAGGAGUGACUUGGUGAAUGCAAUGCUGUUUCCUCAUGGUAUUCUUUUAUUUAAUAGGUGGUGUAGGUAGGUAUAUAAACUUUAUUUAUGGAGCUCAUUUAAACUAUUUUUUAAAAUAUGGCCUAUGAACAUUUUUAUUUUUCCUGAAAUUUGGUUCCUGUUACAGCUUCUCUAAGAUAUUGUUAAUACACCCAUGUAAAAACAUAAUUAACUUCUGGAAAGUAGCUCAUUUAGAUUUUUCUGCUGUUCUCAGCCCAAGUUCUCUCCAAAACAGACUCUUAGGUCUGCUGUUUUCUGAGCAUCCUACUUUCCUGUUGCUUUCCAGCCACAACACUUGGAUUCCUGUUAAUUUCUCCAUUUUCUUAGUACCUUCAAAUGAUGGUUUUCUAGUUUUAAGCUUCUCACCAGCAGGUUUGCCAUCCCUACUUGAUGUUCGUGUUCUGGUGUCUUCUUUCCUAAAGUGAAGCAUCUACCUUUAAAAAGAAUUGGAUUUCCACAUCCUGUCCAUCCAUGAGUUUGAAGGAUUCCAUCUCUACUGCGUUUGUGGCAGGCAGCUAAACAUUUUCAAAUGACACCCCACCCAAUAGCUGUCUUGUCUGCAUCCCACAGCCCUCUAAAAGAGAUAAGGACGUCAGGGAGCCAACAAGACUCCUGAUGGUCUAGCUACAUUCAUUCAGCGCCUGUUCUGCAUGUCAGAGUUUAGAAUUAUUUUAUAUACUUCCUGUUGAAGGACAGCAAAAUGCUCAGGUCUGCUUUUGAUAGGGCAAAAUAUAAAGAACAUACACAGAAAAGUCAGAGAACUUCAUAAGGGAAUGCAGCUUUUCAAAAAAGAUACUGCUGUUCUUCUGUAAUCUCUCUGGAGAGAGUAUUUUAAGAGAGUGGCAGGUCUUCCUGGUAAAAUUUUAACUACUACGAUUGCUUCUUUAUCUGUUUGGAUUUUUGCCCCCCCUCUCCCAUCAAUCCAGGACAGUAUUUGAAGUGUGGGGGCUUUGUGUAUAAUUGUUUAUUCGUCAUCGCAUUUUCUGUAUUUUACAAGAGUCUACAGGCCAUAUAAAAGAACUUGGUUUUUUGAUUGAUAAAAGUGAUCACAGAUGUCAGGAUGUCCAGAGUUCAGGGUCACUGUAAACACCUAGCCAAGAAUUCAUGAUUCUUUAGAUGUUGUCAAAGCAUUUUAUUAUAUUUUUCCAUCUUAAGUUUCAUAAUAUUUUGUGAAUAAGACAGGUGUUAACUUAAAAUUCUUAUUGUCAUUCCAGCAAGUGAGGCCUUCGUAGUUCAGAUGUUAUAAUAUUCACUAGGGAUUCUCAACAAAUAUAUAACAAUUUACUGCUUAUUCUGUAAUCCUCUUAUGGCUAAGCUCUAAGAUAGUUCUACCACCGUAUUUUGCCUCUUAGCCAUCAGCAAGCAUAGGAUCUUAUCAGGGCAAAGUAGAGAUCUAAAUGAAUUGAUUUAAAUGUAAAAGCAAAUGAAAAAUGCAUGUUUUUUUUCCAUUGUUUAUGAAUGUGUAUGCCCUUAUGUACAGAGACCAAUGGUCACUUCUGGUGAUUAUGAAACAGAUUAAUCCCUAAAUAGCAGAAUAUGUAAAAAUCACAUGUAUGCAUUUGGUUUAGGAAUGUGCUUUUGUACUUCCACUUGAAUAAAGGUGUGUUUGAUACUCAGAA